AUCUGUCCUAAGCGGUUUGGGAUUCUCAUUUGUACUCUUUGGUUCCACUUGGUUGCGUAAAGUAUUGAAGAAAAGAAAGAAGAACAAACUUAAAAAAAUAUUCUUCCAACGGAAUGGUGGUUUCUUACUCCAACAACAAAUUUCUUCAGAAGCUGAUAAUGUUGAGAAAACAAAAAUUUUCAGUGAAGAAGAAUUGCUGAAGGCUACUGACAAUUAUAAUGAGAACCGAAUUCUGGGUCGUGGAGGUCAAGGUACUGUGUAUAAAGGUAUGUUAUCAGAUGGAAAAAUUGUAGCAAUUAAGAAAUCCAAAGGAGUUCAAGAAGAAGGCGUAAUUUCACAGUUCAUUAAUGAGGUUGUCCUUCUUUCACAAAUUAACCACAGAAAUGUUGUUAAAUUGUUUGGAUGUUGUUUGGAGACACAAGUUCCUCUACUCGUUUACGAGUUCAUCCCCAAUGGAACUCUUUGUAGUCACAUCCAUGAUAACAAUGAUGAUCAGUUCCCCUUUACAUGGGAUAGUCGCUUGAGAAUUGCUACUGAAGUUGCAGAAGCACUAGCAUACUUGCACUCGUCAGUUUCUAUACCUAUCUAUCAUAGAGAUAUCAAGUCUACCAAUAUACUCUUAGAUGAUAGAUAUAGAGCCAAAGUGUCAGAUUUUGGGAUUUCAAGGUCAGUGCCAAUUGAUAAAACUCACUUGACUACCUUAGUUCAAGGGACAUUUGGGUAUUUAGACCCGGAGUACUUCCGAACAAGCCAAUUCACUGAUAAAAGUGAUGUUUAUAGCUUUGGAGUGGUGCUUGUGGAGCUGUUAACGGGGAAAAAACCUAUUUCGUCAACUAGAUCAGAAGAAGAGAGAAGUCUAGUUACUAAUUUUAUUUGUUCAAUGGAGGAGAAUAGGCUGUUUGAGAUCCUUGAUGCUCAAGUUGUAAAAGAAGGUAUAAAAGAGGACCUUGAGGCAGCUGUUGUACUUGCCAAUGGAUGCCUGAAGAUGAAUGGCAAGGAAAGACCCACAAUGAAAGAAGUUGCAAAGAAUCUUGAGGGAUUGAAAGGUUCUCCAUCAAAGAAUUUGCUUGUUCAAGAAGUUAACCAAAAUGAGGACUGCAGUAUACGUGAACCAAUUGGCCUAUGGGAUACUAGUACUUCAUUUUCUACAUCAUCUUUUUGGACUAUGGAGACUAGCGCUACAUUUCCAUUAGAUGGCCAGCCAUUACUACUUAAUCCAUCAUCUUACUGCUACUGUGACCUAGGUUACCAAGGGAACCCUUACCUCUCAGACGGAUGCCAAGACAUAAAUGAAUGCGAACAUGAUGCGGAUAAUAAUUGCAGUUACACGGCAAUUUGUACCAAUCUGCCCGGUAGUUACAGUUGCUCCUGUUCACAUGGUUUUCAAGGAGAUGAGAUGAUCCACUACAAUGAGUCGAUAACUGGGUCUAUAUCUGGCUGCAAACCCCCAAAGAAGUCUUAUAAGAAACAGAUCACCAUAGUGUUGGGUCUUGCAGCUUGUGUCCUAGGCGGUUUGGGAUUCUCAUUUGUACUCUUUGGUUCCACUUGGUUGCAUAAAGUAUUGAAGAAAAGAAAGAAAAACAAACGUAAACAGAUGUUCUUUCAACGGAAUGGUGGUUUCUUACUCCAACAACAAAUUUCUUCAGAAGCUGAUAAUGUUGAGAAAACAAAAAUUUUCAGUGAAGAAGAAUUGCUGAAGGCUACUGACAAUUAUAAUGAGAACCGAAUUCUGGGUCGUGGAGGGCAAGGUACUGUGUAUAAAGGUAUGUUAUCAGAUGGAAAAAUUGUAGCAAUUAAGAAAUCCAAAGGAGUUCAAGAAGAAGAAGGCGUCGUAAUUGAACAGUUCAUUAAUGAGGUUGUCCUUCUUUCACAAAUUGACCAUAGAAAUGUUGUUAUAUUGUUUGGAUGUUGUUUGGAGACAGAAGUUCCUCAACUUGUUUAUGAGUUCAUCCCCAAUGGAACUCUUUCUAGUCAUAUCAAUGAUAAUAGUGGUGAAUUCCCUUUUACAUGGGAUAGUCGAUUGAGAAUUGCUAUAGAAGUUGCAGAAGCACUAGCUUACUUGCACUCAGCAGCUUCUAUACCUAUCUAUCAUAGAGAUAUCAAGUCUACCAAUAUACUCUUAGAUGAUAGAUAUAGAGCCAAAGUAUCAGAUUUUGGGAUUUCAAGGUCAGUGCCAAUUGAUCAAACUCACUUAACUACCUUAGUUCAAGGGACAUUUGGGUAUUUAGACCCAGAGUACUUCCGAACAAGCCAAUUCACAGAUAAAAGUGAUGUUUACAGCUUUGGAGUUGUGCUUGUGGAGCUGUUAACGGGGGCAAAGCCUAUUUCAUCAACUAGAUCACAAGAGGAGAAAAGUCUAGUUUCAUAUUUUAUUUGUUCAAUGGAGGAGAAUAGGCUGUUUGAGAUCCUUGAUGCUCAAGUUAUAAAAGAAGGUACAAAAGAGGACCUUGAGGCAGUUGCUGUACUUGCAAUUAGAUGUCUGAACAUGAGUGGCAAGAAAAGACCUACAAUGAAAGAAGUUGCAACAAAGCUUGAGAGAUUGAGAGCUUCUCAAUCGGAGAAUUUAUUUGUCAAUAAAGAAUAUGAACAAGAUGAGGACUGCUUUAUAACUACUGAUCAACCAAUUGGGCUCUGGCCAGAUAGUAGUACUUCAGUUUCAACAUCAUCUUAUUGGACUAUGGAGACUAGCGCUUCAGUUCCAUUAGAUGGCCAGCCAUUGCUCCUUAAUCCAUCUUCUUAG
Messenger RNA from Telopea speciosissima, 2740 nucleotides. RefSeq names its product wall-associated receptor kinase-like 1. NCBI's taxonomy places the organism in Eukaryota, Viridiplantae, Streptophyta, Magnoliopsida, Proteales, Proteaceae. Gene Ontology annotation, biological process: cell surface receptor signaling pathway; protein phosphorylation. The transcript has 4 exons. The record is from RefSeq and is a predicted model, not a curated record. Gene Ontology annotation, cellular component: plasma membrane. Gene Ontology annotation, molecular function: ATP binding; protein serine/threonine kinase activity; calcium ion binding. The coding region runs from base 269 to 2740 and encodes 823 amino acids.